Messenger RNA from Zootoca vivipara (common lizard), 6358 nucleotides. It is a transcript of the gene RAP1GAP2, whose product is annotated as RAP1 GTPase activating protein 2. Gene Ontology annotation, molecular function: GTPase activator activity. Gene Ontology annotation, biological process: regulation of small GTPase mediated signal transduction. NCBI's taxonomy places the organism in Eukaryota, Metazoa, Chordata, Lepidosauria, Squamata, Lacertidae. Gene Ontology annotation, cellular component: cytoplasm; plasma membrane. The record is from RefSeq and is a predicted model, not a curated record.
GCUUCGAGAACACUGUCCAACCAUCUUGUCCUCUGUCGUCCCCUUCUCCUAGUGCCCUCCAUCUUUCCCAACAUCAGGGUCUUUUCCAGGGAGUCUUCUCUUCUCAUGAGGUGGCCAAAGUAUUGGAGCCUCAGCUUCACGAUCUGUCCUUCCAGUGAGCACUCAGGGCUGAUUUCCUUAAGAAUGGAUAGGUUUGAUCUUCUUGCAGUCCAUGGGACUCUCAAGAUAAUAAAAUAAUAAUAAUAAUAAUAAUAAUAAUAAUAAUAAUAAUAAUAAUAAUACUCCGCCCUUCUGACUGGGUUUCUACACCAAUAAAGCACUGCCCCCACCAAGCUUAGACUGACUUCAGCCAGCCCCCACCUGCCUGCCUUCUUUCUUACAACCUCUCAAGGGGUUGGAGCCUGAGUGUCCUCUUCCUUCCUAGUUUACCCCUUAGUCCAGGGCAGGCAUAGGCAACCUUGGCUCUCCAGAUGUUUUGGAACUACAACUCCCAUGAUCCCUAGCUAACAGGGCCAGUGGUGAGGGAUCAGGGGAGUUGUAGUUCCAAAACAUCUGGAGAGCCCAGGUUGCCUAUGCCCGGUCCAGGGAUUUGUCAACCUGGUCCCUAUUGCUCACUAGUGGGCGUUUCAGGAUUUUAGAUGGGCGGUAGGGGGUUCUACAGCACAAGUUGAAUCCUCCUUCCAUCGCGCACUGGUGGGCGGUAAGGAAAUUUUACCAUCAAGAAAGAUGCAUUAGUGGGCUGUAAGGGGAAGGGAUUGGAGAGGAACCCCCCCCCCUCAUCAGGAGCAGCCCGUCUCCAAGCAGUCAUGAAAGCGCGGGGUCUGAAGGGGUGAGUCAGAAGACAGAGAAGGAGUGCCAGGGCUCUGGCAGCAUUGGAGAGCCCCUGCUCCACAGGCAGGAAGAGAGAGAGGCGGGAAGGGUGGACAGGGAGAAGGCAGACCGUAGACCCUUCCCCCCUGACACCGGUAUUGAGGAGGAGGAGAAAGGGGAGGAGAUUCACUGUCCCGAGGCUUUUAUGUUGGUCAAAGUCGCGAAAAGGGGCAGUGCCGGAUUCUGAUACGGAAUGAGAAGACAUGAAACCGACAGCUCACUACACUGUAAAUAAUGUGCACCAAUAAAGACUUUUGAAAGACAAGCAUGUGGAAGGUCGUUACUCAGGAGCAGUCUGAGCAGCCCUGACAUGGGCGGUAGGUAUAAAAAAGUUGACUACCCCUCUGUGUUGCCCUUGUAGAACUUGGCAGAAAGGAGGAGGAGGGAGGCAAAAAUAGAAUUAGUUGUCUUGGCCUGUCAUUGGCUCGGUCUCUACCUCCAGUUGUCCUUCCAACCUUCUCCCCACCAAUCCCAAUAGACCUCAGCCACCAGUUUCCCUCUUCCUUUUGGGUCGGAGCUUUUAUACCAAGGAAAGCAUCACAACAUAUAAAGACAGAGAAGGCCCAGCCUCUCUUUGCUGUUCUCUCUUAUCUCACAAGGAUAAUACAGAAGCCUUUUAUGUUAAUCCGCAUGAGGAGGGAUUAGUGUGAUUUUCAUUGGAGGCUUCAGACAGCACAGCUUCGCGGGUUGUUGUCGUUUUCACUUGCAAUGAUGGAGGAAGAGAUGAAACACACUUUAUGCAGACACCGUAUAUGAACCACCUUCUACUAAAAAAAAAAAAAAAUGCAAUCUGGAAAGCAGCCCCAGAACCUCCAAACGGCCUUCCCAUAAUAAGCUGGCAAAUGGUCUGCCAAGGGAGAAGACAGAAUUGCAAAUUUGCAGCAAAAAAUAUCCCCACCUUCCUGGCAGCGUUUCUCUUCAUACAAAACCCUGGUGCUUUACUCCAAAACGGCCCAUUGCUCUUCAAAAAGCACAAAGCCCAGGAUCAUUCCCCGCAGACUGUCUUGAACCCCUUCAUCACCUGCAAAUGACAGAAACCUGUAAGUAAUAGCCCGAUUUCUGUAUAAAAGGUCCUGCACCUCUCCUCAAAAUGGUCUGUGGAAAACAAAACCUGGGGGGGAAAUAUCAGCACAGCCCGAAAUGUUGGGCCUCUCUACUGCUCUGCACCUGCAAGUGAGAGCGGACUGCCAUUUAUUCCCAGCGUGGCUGAGGCAGAAUAAAUAAUUGGGUGCAAUAAUGAGCUGCCUUGUCAGUCCGCGAAACGGUAAAUUAAUCCCGGCGGGGAGUUGUUUGUCACCUUUUGCCAAUCACUCCUUCCCCAGUUCUCCGGGCUUCUUAUCACAUUAAGUUAAUCACACGUUGCCUACCCUUUUUUUUUUUUUGAGGUUUAUUUUAAAGCAAGCCUUCUGGCUCCCUACCUCGGAGGCAGGAGGAGGGCAGAGAGGUGAUAACUAGGUAAUGAGAGGGACAAACGCUCAAAGGGUUCGUCCACGUCACCUGGGAGGGCUCCCUCACGGAACCCACACCUUCGGCUCAAGAGUGGCUGCUGCGUUCGCCUGGCCGAAAUGUGUAGAGAGCAGGAUGCAAUGAACCCGUUCAGCAUGGAUUCCUUGCAGGCUCCAAGCCUGGGCCCCUGGCCUUGACUGGCUUGGGGAGGGGUCUCAGCUGACAGCUCCGGUGCUGAACACCUCCAGCGCCAGGCAUUUGUUGCUGAAUUUGUGCCGGAGUUCAAAAGUCUGCAGAGUUCUUUGAAAUGCUGGAAAAAAUGCAGGGACCGAAAUUAGAGGAACAGAGAAGUGGAAGCCAGAGAAGUAAGGAGGACUACAUCCCAUAUCCCAGCAUUGAUGAAAUUGUAGAAAAAGGCAGCCCCUAUCCUCUCAUCAUCCUGCCGCAGUUUGGGGGCUACUGGAUCGAAGACCCCGAGAAUGUCAGUACACCCACCUCAUCGGAGAGCAGCAUCUGUGAUGAAGACGAGGAGCAGCUGAGCCCCAGUACUUAUGGCUACAAGCUGGAGUGCAAAGGGGAAGCCAGAGCAUAUAGGAAACACUUCUUGGGAAAGGAUCAUUUAAAUUUUUACUGCACAGCUAGCAGCCUGGGAAAUUUGAUCCUUUCUAUUAAGUGCGAAGAGGCAGACGGAAUGGAAUACCUAAGAAUUAUACUCAGGUCCAAAGCAAAAACGUUACAUGAAAGAAUCCCCUUAGCUGGGCUUAGCAAACUACCAAGCAUCCCACAGAUUGCGAAGGCUUUCUGCGAUGAUGUGACCGGACUGAAGUUUAAUCCUGUGCUCUACCCCAAGGCAUCUCAGAUGAUCGUCUCCUAUGAUGAGCAUGAGGUCAACAACACGUUCAAAUUUGGGGUGAUUUACCAGAAGCUUAGGCAGACGCAGGAAGAAGAGCUGUUCGGCAACAACGAAGAGAGCCCUGCCUUCAAGAAUUUCUUGAACUUGCUGGGAGAUACCAUAACACUCCAGGACUUCAAGGGCUUUCGCGGUGGUCUCGAUGUCACUCACGGCCAGACAGGCACAGAGUCCGUGUACACGGUGUUUAGGGACAGAGAGAUUAUGUUUCACGUCUCUACCAAGCUCCCUUUCACUGAGGGAGACACACAGCAGCUUCAGAGAAAGCGACACAUUGGCAACGACAUUGUGGCAAUUAUAUUUCAAGAAGAAAACACUCCCUUUGUUCCAGACAUGAUUGCCUCGAAUUUCCUCCAUGCCUACAUUGUUGUACAGGCAGAUAACCCUGAAGCAGACAAUGCGUCUUACAAAGUGGCUGUAACGGCACGAGAAGAUGUCCCUGCGUUCGGUCCUCCGCUGCCAAACCCUUCUGUAUUUCAAAAAAAUUCAGAAUUUCGAGAGUUUCUCCUCACCAAGCUGAUCAACGCAGAGAACGCCUGUUGCAAAUCAGACAAGUUUGCAAAGCUUGAGGACCGGACGCGAGCCGCCCUCUUGGACAACCUCCAUGACGAGCUCCAUAUCCACACACAAAUGAUGCUGGGCUUGGGCUCUGAGGAGGACAAGCUGGAGAAUGGGGCCCACGGAGGAUUCUUGGAAUCGUUUAAGAGAGCCAUCCGGGUCCGCAGUCAUUCCAUGGAAACCAUGGUUGGGAGCCAGAAGAAACAUCAGAGCGGAGGCAUCCCUGGAAGCUUGAGCGGAGGGAUUGCACACAACAGUGGCGAAGUAACGAAGGCCACCUUUUCUCCUCCGGUAUCAGCAGCUACAGCCAAGAACCAAUCCAGAAGUCCCAUAAAGAGGCGGUCAGGAUUGUUCCCUCGUCUGCACACUGGAUCAGAGAGCCAGGCAGAGCCUCGGACUCGAUGUGACAGUGGCUCAGGAACACCGAAGACCCCUGAAGGAGGACACACCUCUCAAGAAAUCAGGUCUGAGGCCUCUUCGAACCCAAGCUCUCCAGAGAUCUGUCCCAACAAAGAGAGGCCAUUUAUUAAACUCAAAGAAAACGGAAGGUCAAACAUCUCCCGUUCAUCCUCAAGUACCAGCAGCUUCAGCAGCACGGCCGGGGAGAGUGAAAAUAUGGAAGAAUACGAAAGCCUGGGCAGCCAGCCUUCCACAGCGUCACCAUUCAAGCAAGACGUCUUUGUCUACAACUCUUCCCAAAGCAAUGAGAAUCCGGCUCUAGCAUCUGCCGCAACACCGGUGAUAAUGAGCAGGAGCCCGACAGAUAUGAAGAGCAGGAAUUCUCCGAGGUCAAAUCUUAAAUUUCGUUUUGAUAAACUUAGCCAUUCAAGUCCUGGCCCGACACAUUAGCUGACGGAUAAGACUACAGACCUCCCAAAAAGGGCAUUUCUGUUCGGGUUUUUCUUCCUUCCUUCCUGUUUUUCUUACGUGAGAACGCUCUUUUCGACUGACAACGUCCGCCCGCCACACUAUGCGCCACCGCCACAUAUGAAAUGUGCUUCACCCAGGCAGAUGUUCCCGUCCAACCCUGAGGGAGCUGCUACUUUGCCACGUCUCGGCCGGGAUAGAUGCCCCGGGAGAUGAAUCUGACAGGUUGUGGGACUCUCUUCCCUCGCCGACCCCUGUCUCUGCUCCGUCCCUCGUGAUCCAAAGGACAUCUGGGGAGAGGAGACGGGUUUGCUGCUGACAUUAUACUUGAACCCGCUUCUUACUUUGUUUCCGUUUGGUAUUCUGAAAUCUGCAAAACCAGUGUGCUCCUUGUCCUUCAUCGUAGCUGUUUGACUGAAGGUCACUCUCCUGAUGAUUUGAGAAAGUUACUUUGGGGUUUUUUUAAUUAAAAAAAAUCACUCAUAGUGAUAUUAUAGGCUAUUUUCUUCCCUUCCCAGGGCCUAAGGUCAAGUGUCCUUUUUCUAAUGCAAAUGGACUUGUUCUGCAAGUGGGACUUCUUCCCCUUGAAGACAACCUCAGCCAAUUCAGAAUGUGGCAUCGUUUUCCCUUACUUAAGUCCUGCUCUAUUCCUUAUCUCUCUUUCCUUCCCAAGCCCAGUUCUAGAAUACAAGAAGAGACCUGCUGGACCAAAGGUGUGUCUGGCCCUAACCCUGUUCACCACAGGGACCAUGCAGAUAUCCCUAGGAAGCCCACAGCCAGAGCGAAUGGCAGCCUUUACCCCCCGGCAGCACCCUGCCUGGGAACCUACUUCAGCUACCAGAGCUGAAAGCCAACAGCAAAUUUCCCCUCCCCCAUGAAAUUGUCUAAUCACCCCCUAAAGGUAUUGUAGCGAAUGGCCAUCAGAACAUCUUGUGGCUAGGAGUUCCGUAGAGUGGGUUUUUGGAAGACGCCUUGUUUUAUGUGUGGAGAUCAGUGCACAGUCUUCGCAGUAAAGCGCUAUUCCGAUGGCAUGAGUAACGCAACAACUGGUAGUUUCUUAUCUGCUGCAGCCUUCAUCUGCCUUCACAGUCGUCGUAACUUACUGCUUGUUAUCUUCCACCUGUUCUGCUGUUGAGGACUUUUGGAGCAUUCUUUGUCUUGCUUCUUUCCCUGGACCUUUCAGCUGUACUAAUAUGCCUAUAAAGGGCAACUGAGCUCAUGAAUGAGCCUAAUUUUUUUUCUGGACUGACUUAAAAGAGGCUCAGACCACCCCCCAUGUGGUCAAGCCAUGGUCAUCACUGUCUACAAAUUUGGCACUGAUGAGACUAGGAUGCUAGUGAAUAUUUGUGUGUGUGUGUGUGUGUGUGUGUGUGUGUGUGUGUGUGUGUGUAGCAUCAAGGCUGCCUUCUCCUGUGGACCAUAUUAGCAUAACAAGAUGGCAGUCAUGCCAGCUGGGCCCAAUGGGAGUUGUAGUCCAAAAGAGCCAGAGGACUACUGUUUGGGGAAGACUGCCUUAAAGCAGGUGUAGGGAACUUUCACUGGCCCACUGGUCAGAUUUGGCCUACCAGGUCUCCCCAUUUGGCCUGUGAGGUGGUUUCCCCCAAACCACAGUCAUAUGUAGGGUUGCCAGACUCAAUAGUGGACAGGACUCCUGUGCCUUUAAUUGCCCUGCUCUCUUUUGAGUCUGGAAACCUUAAUGAGAAACCA